AUGUGUGACUUCACCAAGAACGAGACCGCAGAAUUCAAGGAGGCCUUCCAGCUGUUUGACAGAACAGAGGAUGGCAAGAUUGCAUACAGCCAGUACAUGAUGAGGUCCCCGGGCCAGAACCCCACCCACGCCGAGGUGCCCAAAGUCCUGGGGAACCCCAAGAGUGAUGAGAUGAAUGUGAAGCUGUUGGACUUUGAGCACUUCCUGCCCGUGCUGCAGACUGUGGCCAAGAGCAAGGACCAGGGCACCAAUGAGGACUGUGUCGAAGGCCUUAGGGUGUUUGGCAGGGAGGGGAAUGGCACUGUCUUGGGUGCUGAGAUCAUACAUGUUCUAGCCACACUGAGUGAGAAGGUGACAGAGGAAGAUGUAGGGAUCCUAGUGGCAGGGCACGAGGACAGCAAUGGUUGUAUCAACUAUGAAGAGCUCAUUUGUUUGGGGCUGAGUGGCUGA
Molecule: messenger RNA, 450 nt
Organism: Miniopterus natalensis
Lineage: Eukaryota; Metazoa; Chordata; Mammalia; Chiroptera; Miniopteridae
Product: myosin light polypeptide 6-like
Cellular component (GO): myosin II complex
Molecular function (GO): structural constituent of muscle
Source: RefSeq, a predicted model, not a curated record